Molecule: messenger RNA, 772 nt
Organism: Bipolaris sorokiniana ND90Pr
Lineage: Eukaryota; Fungi; Ascomycota; Dothideomycetes; Pleosporales; Pleosporaceae
Exons: 1
Coding region: 103-642 (179 amino acids)
Source: RefSeq, a predicted model, not a curated record
UAUUAGUAUUGACUUUUUGUAUCCACUUUCUUGCAUAAUCUAAUUGUACCAAGUCCAAUUCAUUAGCAUGGAUUGGCACGGCAAUAGUACCACAUCAGCAACAUGAAAAAACAACAAGUGAGUGAGCAUGGGAAAAUAUCCUCUAUAUUCUUCUUCUUCUUCUUCUUCUUCUUCUUCUUCUUCUUCUUCCCCUCUUCUUCUUCCCCUCUUCUUCAACCGCCCAUUACACAAUAUAUACACACAUGUCGUCAUCAUUUCGAGCCAGGCCAUCUGUGUCUAUUCUCCACCACCAACUACAGCCAACCAACAUCACAUUAUCCGCCUUCCCUCCACCCAUCUCCCAAGAAAAAAACAAACAGCCAAACAAAAAAACCCUUGGCAUCUGUCUAUUAUGCAUUCCAUCACGCCGCCCAGAUGCGAGAACAACAAGGACAAGAAAGAAUAAGAAAAGUAACCAGCCAUAGACCCCAACAACCCCAACCCCAACCCCCAAAAAAAACACAUGGUGGGGAAGCCAAGGCUGAAUCCAACCAGGCAAGAUAUAUAAAAUGCACAAGUAUGCUCCUUCCUUCCCUCCCAAUGAUUUCCAACCCAAAAAAAAGAAAGGAAGAAAAAGCCCUAUUCUCUUAUAAACACCCAUGAAACCCCAAGAACCUAUGCAAUUGAAGGAAAGAUGAAAAAGCUUUUAGUGUCGACCAGAGAAAGAAAGAGAAAGAAAAUUGAUGAUGAUGUAUGGGGGUAUUUAAUAUUGAGAAAGUAAAUAAAAAAGAAA